AUGAUGUCUGGGGGUCGCGGAUACGUCGGGUUGAUGGCAGCGGCGGUGAUGGUAUUGGCUGUCACAUACCAUGAUGCCAGCGCCGCCCGCACCACCCGCCAGCUCAGCCCGAGGACGGUGAGGACCAAGUACGGCGCUCUGCGGGGCCUGGUGGUGAACUUGGGAGUGCGUGGACUGGGGAACGCAGAGAUGUUCCUGAGUGUGCCCUACGCCUCGCCGCCGAUCGGCAAUUUACGAUUCAUGCCCCCUGGGUCACCUGUGCCCUGGCGGGACGUGAAGCAGGUGGACCACCCGGGCCCCGUGUGCCCGCAGCGCCUCCCGGACAUCAGGAACGAAACGGAAGCGCUAAGAAACAUGAGUCGAGGACGAUAUCAGUACCUUCGGCGUCUCCUGCCCUACUUGAGGAACCAGAGCGAGGACUGCCUCUACCUCAACAUUUACACGCCGGCCGGAGGUAAAGUCGGUGGAUAG
This is a messenger RNA of Penaeus vannamei (Pacific white shrimp), 471 nucleotides long. The record is from RefSeq and is a predicted model, not a curated record. NCBI's taxonomy places the organism in Eukaryota, Metazoa, Arthropoda, Malacostraca, Decapoda, Penaeidae.